AUGGAGUAUUCAGAGGAAGGUUGGUUUGAUCAGGCUGAUCGCUUUCCUCCACGAUUACUAGCAAUUUUUUUUGCAAUCUUUGACCCCCUUCAAGGGCCCGUCGUCGCUUGUGAAGCUCCUGCUGGUUCUGUCUCUUACCAAGAUGGUGGAAAAGGUCUGUUGAUUCCGUUUGAGAAUAUAUCUGACUAUGCCAUUCCCAAACGCGAACUCUGCAACAAGACGAUUACUGUCUGUACAAACCAUUACCAAGUCGUUGGGCAUCCUAUUUCGAUUUUUGGGAGCAAUUAUGAAAGAAACACUCUUAUAUUCAACAUGUGUAUGGUGUUUCACGAAGAAGAGGAUUCAGCAUGCUACAUACCGCUAGUGAAGCGACUUGCACGUAACCUGGAGGUUCUAGAAAAGCAAAGCCGUUAUAUUUCUGAUACAAAAAAGCGUUCAGUCAUAUUUAGUGUCAUUGAGGAAAUUCUCGAAGACAUGAACAACUUUUGUGAAUGCAUGAUUCAGUUGGAUGAUCAAAAUUCAAUCAAUAUCAAGCUAUUUCCAAGCUUUCCUUCACCUCCAGCUGUGAAGGGGUUUCAUGUUCCAAUAUUGACUGCUCAACUAGAUUUGCUUAUGGAUAAAAAUUGGGAUAUGACUGUACAAAAGGUAUACCCGUAUAUUAACGGGAUAAACUCAGUACAAAGGAUUGCGGAAAUAGCAAAUGUGGAUUAUAGUAGUUGUCUAAAAUGCAUGGAGCACUUUCUCUACUACGGGUGCCUUAUCAUUGCUGACAUUUUUCAAUUUCAUAAUAUAUAUGCCAUGACUACGAAUGCGGCUGACUUAUUGCAAGAUCCCGUUUUUCAAGAGGAAUGUGUUUCUUACGUUUCAUUUCAAGGCACCUCCUCAAAAUAUGUGACCUUUGCAAAAAUUUUUAGACUAUACUGUUCCCUUCGACAAGGUCUUCGUGUCAAAGACUGGAUGAACGAGAAUCGCGAAGUUUUUCGAGGAUUGGAUGUUCGAAGAUUAAUCUCUUUUGGCACAAUAAAGGGGCUUAUAUAUCGUGUCCACAAGUAUCCUUAUAUUGAACGUAAGAAUACUAAAAAAAAACUAACGUUUGAAGAAGAAAGGUUACUUAAGAUGCUUGAUGGAACACAUCAUUUUGAUGAGCUGUGCGUCAACUUAAAAAAGUCUCCUAAACUCAUAAACGAAAUGAUUUCAAAGUUGGGGGACGCUUUAUUUAUCUAUCGGUGA
Messenger RNA from Schizosaccharomyces osmophilus, 1230 nucleotides. It is a transcript of the gene npr2, whose product is annotated as GATOR1-SEACIT GTPase complex subunit Npr2. The transcript has a single exon. NCBI's taxonomy places the organism in Eukaryota, Fungi, Ascomycota, Schizosaccharomycetes, Schizosaccharomycetales, Schizosaccharomycetaceae. Gene Ontology annotation, biological process: negative regulation of TORC1 signaling; positive regulation of autophagy. The coding region runs from base 1 to 1230 and encodes 409 amino acids. Gene Ontology annotation, molecular function: GTPase activator activity. The record is from RefSeq and is a predicted model, not a curated record. Gene Ontology annotation, cellular component: vacuolar membrane; GATOR1 complex.